AGAAUUAUAAGUUUGAAUUACUAACCAUAUCAAAUAAAAUUGUAGGGAAAGAAGCUGGAGAUGCAUUUUCAAAGGCUGCCGAUAUGCAAUUGCGACUCAAUGAACGUGAUGAAGCUGCAUCUACUUAUAUUAAUGCUUCGAAAUGUUAUAAAAAAAGCAGCUUUGAAGCUGCAAUUACAUCCUUAAAACAAGCUAUUGAAAUUCUUACCGAUAAAGGUCGAUUUCAAGCAGCAGCUGGACAUCAAAAGGAUAUUGCCCAGAUUUAUGAAUCUGACCUAAUUGAUCUAGAAAAGGCGAUGCAGGCUUACGAGAUUGCAGCGGAUUGGUAUGCUGGAGAAGAGGCUACCGCACUUGCAAAUAAUUGUCUUCUUAAAGUGGCCACUUUUGCAGCAACAUUGGAGCAAUAUGACAAAGCCAUUGAAAAAUUUGAACAAGUUGCAGCAGCUAGCCUCGACAAUCAACUAACGAAGUGGUCACUCAAGGAUUAUUUUUUAAAAGCUGGAUUAUGUCACAUUGCAUGG
Messenger RNA from Acaulospora colombiana, 521 nucleotides. The record is from the annotation of a GenBank genome assembly. NCBI's taxonomy places the organism in Eukaryota, Fungi, Glomeromycota, Glomeromycetes, Diversisporales, Acaulosporaceae.